Drosophila ananassae is the source of this 924-nucleotide messenger RNA. RefSeq lists its product as uncharacterized. The record is from RefSeq and is a predicted model, not a curated record. Bases 58 to 633 code for a protein of 191 amino acids. The transcript has 4 exons. NCBI's taxonomy places the organism in Eukaryota, Metazoa, Arthropoda, Insecta, Diptera, Drosophilidae.
AGCUCUGGCUCUGGCUGAGCUCAGUCGUAGCUGAUCACCGAGCGGUGGAGCGGUGUCAUGGGUAAAUCGCACUACUUCGUGUUGGGCCUCGCCCUCGUUUCAGCAGGUCAAGUGAUGUCCAUCUGCAUUCCGCCGAACCACUGCAUAGAGGAUAUGGAGGCGGCCGAUGUCAAGGAGCGCUUCGACUACGUCCUGGCCAAGUACGAGGAGCUGGACAUGAAGGUUCCGGGCGAGCCUGUUGGCUUGCACGGCAAGGUGGUCACGCAUGGGGAGGCCGAGGAGCAGCACCUGGUGUUUCAGUACAUGGACAACACGCCGCAUGACAUCAUCCAGACGUGUGCGUUCGUGGUCGUCAGUGCUCCGGGCGAGUGCGAGUCGAUCCGUACCUACUGCUCCGGCUUUCUGCGGCGGCAGCCCCGCCCCCUUCUGGAGAGGAAGCCGAUCGAGGUAUGUGAGGAUCGGGUCCAGCUGGCAACGGAGCCACCGGAACCGGAGACUGUGCCCGACGCGGAUGCAGAGGCUGGCACGGAGGCUGAUCCGCAGCAGGAGCAGGAGGAGGAAGCAGAAACCACCACAGGGGCUCAAGAUGCCCCCAACUCCAAGCUAGUGUCGAUGUCCCACAAUAGUGUUUGAAUUUUAGUAAUACUUGGCCACUCGGAACUUGGGCAUAAUUUCAUUUUUAAGAAAGAACCACCUCCACCAUAUCGCCACUCAAUUCAACCUUGAAAUUUUUAAAGUUACUAUUUAAUGAUACUAUUUUUCUAUACUAUUUAAUAUUUAUAUCAAGAAAAGACCAUGCUAAGCCCCCAUAUAAUAUCUAGUUUAAAACCUUCGAUGGUGUAGCUAGAUUCUUGAGACAUGGUUGGUGGUAUUUUAUCGAGAACCUCUUAACCAGAAAAUAAAUAAUUAAUCUUUGGAUUUUAA